Messenger RNA from Nerophis lumbriciformis (worm pipefish), 1635 nucleotides. The record is from RefSeq and is a predicted model, not a curated record. NCBI's taxonomy places the organism in Eukaryota, Metazoa, Chordata, Actinopteri, Syngnathiformes, Syngnathidae.
AUGACCAAAAAACAUCUUACAGAUCAACGAUUUGACGCGCUUCCGUUAACGGAAUCUCAGCUUAAAGGGCUUGAAGAAGCGGGUUUUGAGUUAUGUACGCCGAUUCAGGAGCAGUCACUCCCCGUGGCACUCAAAGGAAAAGACGUUGCCGGGCAGGCGCAAACGGGAACCGGCAAGACCAUUGCCUUCCUGCUUGCCUGCUGUAACUACUUGCUUACCAGGGACCCCCUAGAGGGUUACAAGGAAGGCGCACCUCGCGCUCUGAUUCUCGCGCCCACCAGAGAGCUGGCGAUCCAGAUUCACAAAGAUGCAGAGCUGCUUAACAAGCACACAGGGCUGUCUAUUGGCCUAGUUUAUGGUGGCACCGGAUAUGACCAGCAAAAAGAAAUGCUCGCGGGCAAAACCGAUAUCCUGAUCGGUACUCCGGGCCGGUUAAUCGACUUCUACAAACAAAACCUGUUCACACUUCAAUAUGCUCAGGUCGCGGUGAUGGACGAAGCAGACCGCAUGUUCGAUCUUGGUUUUAUCAAGGAUAUCCGCUACUUGCUCCGCAAAAUGCCAGCUCCGGAGCAGCGCCAGAACCUGCUUUUUUCAGCGACGCUGUCAUUCCGGGUGAUGGAGCUGGCUUACGAGCACAUGAACGAUCCGAAGCAGAUUAAGAUCGUUUCUGAUGAGGUUGUUGCCGACAAAAUCGUCGAACGUAGUUUCUAUCCGGCCGACGUCGAAAAGCUACCACUGUUGGUGAACAUGCUUAAAACAGAAGAUCAGGAGCGCAUUCUCGUUUUUGUAAAUACAAGACAUGCGGCAGAGAAGGUUUCCUCUACCCUCGAAGUCAACGGUUUCAGUUGCGCGAUGUUGUCCGGCGACGUGCCGCAGAACAAGCGAGAGAAGCUGCUCGAUCAAUUUAAAAGCGGGCAACGAAAAAUUCUGGUGGCUACCGAUGUUGCCGCGAGAGGGCUGCAUAUCCCGGCUGUCAGCCAUGUUUUCAAUUUCGAUCUGCCCCAGGACGCAGAAGACUAUGUGCACCGCAUUGGCCGCACGGCGCGGGCAGGAGCCAGUGGUGAAGCGAUCAGCUUUAUUUGCGAAAAAUAUGCUUACUCGAUUAUGGAAAUCGAGGAGUAUAUUGGCCAUUCACUGCCUCGGGCUGACAUUCAACCGGCGUUACUCGAACCUGUCGAAAUUGCGCCUCGCCGACCAAGAAAUGAUCGUGGUAAGAGUGGCCCAAAACGUGGCGGUCGACCGGGGCAAAGGUCCGACGCUCGCCGUGAUACUAGUAGAGCAGGCGGUCGCAAGAAACCUGCGCACUCUGCCUCCCGGGCUAACAAGAUAGAUAAGAAUAGCGUGUCUGAAACGCCAGCUUCUGCUGUCGAAGUACAGCAGACUGCUGCUGCCGCCGAACUACCAAACCAAGAGUUCGCGGCGAAAAGCAACGUGGUGCGAGAGACAACUGAAGCCACACGGGUGCAAAAAGACACCCAAAAAGACACGCAAAAAGAAGGGCAACCGGAGGCACUAAAAAGCGUUCUCCCGCCGGCCGAGCCCGCGCGAUCACUACGACCCAUGAUCAUUCCCGCGGACCCGGGUCAGCCCGUUAGGUUUAGCCGAAAGUUCGGUGAGGUACCGGCGAUAGGAUAG